AUGGUUCUCUGGAAAAGAAGCAUAUACACAGUGGUGACACCACUACCCCCCACAGUCAGCCGAGAAACAGCUGUGGAGAUGCUGCAUUCACACAGCGAGAUGAUCGAAUUGAAUCCACUGGUCAUCAAUCAUACGAAAGCCAAGCCUCCACCAAAUGCGCCUCCGGAUGAAUUUCACUGCACCUGGUACGAACUCACAGAUCGCAUCACAUAUCUGCCAGGCAUCAAAGGCCAAGUCAGUUACAAGGCCUGUUUCCACGAUUUACCGCGCGGUCUCCAAACUCACGUCUAUGCUCCUGCUGGCCUCGAGAUUAAGGAGAAAUGGAGUAUUGGAGGCAAUGAGCCAGGAGAAGAGCGCGAGGUCAUCGAACUUGGUCUCGGCAAUCUCGGUGUACCACGUGAAGGACUAUACCUACGCGAAGAUGUCGACAUGAGCUGUAACGUCUUCCUCACAGGUUUCGUCAAGAAGACACUGAACAAAGCUCAUGGCGUGCUUGUAGACCGAUUAGUCGUCAAGGCAGACUUAGCAGACGACAAGAAGCAGAGAGAGGGCUUUCGUCGUGCGUCGGUUCUCACGGGAAACAGUGGAGUCAGUGGUAGUGGUGUCGGACUUGGUCUCAGAGUCACCUCGCCGACAAUCACCUCGCCACGAUCAUCCCAAAGCCAUAGCAGUAUGAGCGAUGUACACCGGAGCCACAGCAGCGUGAGCGACAUGCGACGGAGUCACAGCAGUAUGAGCGACCACAGUUUUGCAGACAGCACGACGCCUGCAACAACAAUACGCGGCGAUCAUCCCGAAGGCCCACCACUUCAGAGCAUCGCGGAGCUUGAAGCUACAGACAAGCUCUCCGCACACAAAGGGGCAACAUUCGAGAUACAGUAUCCGCCACCUCCGCCAGUCGAAAUGCCAUGA
Molecule: messenger RNA, 912 nt
Organism: Aureobasidium namibiae CBS 147.97
Lineage: Eukaryota; Fungi; Ascomycota; Dothideomycetes; Dothideales; Saccotheciaceae
Exons: 1
Coding region: 1-912 (303 amino acids)
Source: RefSeq, a predicted model, not a curated record